AUGGCUGACUGUGAUGAAUCCCUACAGGAGGACCCAUGUCGUGCCACGCCCCAGGCUAUGGGGCGCAUCAGACACCUAUGUGCUAAAGAGCUCAACGUUAUUAUUGGUCGAGAUGAGGAACUUGUGGCCCAUGUGGGUACGUGUGCAUGGGAUGUGUGCAUGGCAGUGCAAGCACAGCAGUCCCUUGCCGACCAGCAACGAUGGAUUUCUGACGCAAAGACAAUCGUCCGAGACAUCAAGAUGAUGGAAAUCAGGACCUCUGGAAUCUGGGAGCCACGAUCCCCACCAUCAAGUGGCACCUGUUCUCCAGAUAGCCGUUGGAAGCGAGAGUGCUAUUGGUGUACAUGUCGCAGGGACGCCUCUGCAGACUGUGAAACAAAACUGUGCCCGGACAAUUACGAACACGAGACGGGGACAGAAGCUUGCACAGACGGCUCGUGGUGGAAACCUAAUCAGUGCAAUUGGUGUGAAUGUGUGCAAGGUGGACACGUCUGCAGUAACAAAGAUUGCAUUGACAUUAAGAUGCAGCCCACAAUCUUCAAACGGCCAACGGAGGAGGUGUGUCUCUUUUCUCCAGACACCGGAUCUUGUGAGCAGUUCAUGUAUAGGUAUUACUACAGUUACAAGGAAGGCAGAUGCCUCCUUUUCGGGUACAGCGGCUGUGAGGGCAAUGCCAAUAACUUUCACACUUUGGAAGAAUGUAAGAGGACUUGCGGCCACUUAACAAUAUCCACCACCGAGCCGGCGAUGCAACCUACCCAGUGUUUCCUAUCGCUCACCGUGGGCGACUGUACUGGCAGAAUGAUUCGCUACUACUACGUCACCUCCCUUCGUUCCUGCGUUCCGUUCACUUAUACAGGAUGCGGUGGCAAUGAAAAUAACUUCCUCACUAGGGAAUACUGCGAGGCCGUCUGCUUAAGUAUCACCGCUGCGCCCUCUACGCACACUACCCAGCAAACCACCACCACCACCACCACCACUACCACCACCACAACUAUGCCUUCCCCCAUCCCAGAGAUAACACAAACUGGCCUGUCUGCUGAUUGUUUCUUGCCGCCAGACGCGGGCCACUGCCAAAAUGCUACCAUACGUUACUACUACGACUCGCUGACGCGGACCUGCAAGUCUUUCAGCUACAACGGUUGCGGUGGAAACCGUAAUAACUUCCUGAACAAGGAAUGGUGUUCUGCAUCGUGCCACAGUUCUGUACCUCCGACAGAAAUCACAACAAAAGUUACAACAGGCUCGGCCAAGUCUCCCUCGGUGUGUUACCAAGAUUUCGAAAUCGGGACGUGCUUUAAAAACUUAUGGCGAUGGUAUUACGAUCAAAGCAAACGGUCAUGUGAACCGUUCGUGUACGGUGGCUGUUCUGGUAACGACAAUAACUUCGAGUCGAAGGAGGAAUGUGAGGCAGUCUGUGGGUGAUAGACCAAAUAAAAGCGAGUUCACCCCCACUACCACCAACACCAACAACGUCACCGCCACCAUCCUGGUGUGAGUGGAGGGUGCUGGGAUUCAACACUACUAAAACGUACUUGUAUGAGAUUUGGCAAGUGGCUGUGGCAACAACGAUUCUAAGUUGGAUGUUAGUCUCUCUCUCAAGAUUUGCUUUAUUCACACUGAGUCAGGGAAAAUUUCUCAAGGAUUUGUAAACUGCUGCUUUAAUAAAUCUCGACAUCCUAAA
Messenger RNA from Portunus trituberculatus (swimming crab), 1684 nucleotides. Its product is annotated as actinia tenebrosa protease inhibitors-like. The record is from RefSeq and is a predicted model, not a curated record. Gene Ontology annotation, molecular function: serine-type endopeptidase inhibitor activity. The transcript is spliced from 9 exons. NCBI's taxonomy places the organism in Eukaryota, Metazoa, Arthropoda, Malacostraca, Decapoda, Portunidae. The coding region runs from base 1 to 1425 and encodes 474 amino acids.